This is a messenger RNA of Coregonus sp. 'balchen', 969 nucleotides long. Lineage: Eukaryota; Metazoa; Chordata; Actinopteri; Salmoniformes; Salmonidae. The record is from the annotation of a GenBank genome assembly.
AUGUCCUACAGAGGUUUGGAUUUCCAGUAUCCAGAACUAGGGUUAUACUGUCAGACAAGACCAACCCUACAGUGCACACCAGAGGCUGAUGCCUUUAACCCAUGUGAAGACAUAGCAGGUAGAAUCAAGAAUUGCUUUGCUCAACUCUUUGGGUGCAGGGUUAAGAAUACAAACUGGGAAAGGAAAACCCUCACUCACUGUGGUAUUUGGAAGUUUGAAUGUUCUUUGUCAGCCAUCAGAGGUCAAACAAACGGACAUGUGACAGCGUUGAAAGAACAGUAGACCUGAUGCACCCAUAUUCAGAGAUGACAUCACUGACAUACUGUCUCAUGUUAUUUUACUAUUGUUUUACUGUUAUUUUACUAUUGUUUUACUGUUAUUUUACUAUUGUUUUACUGUUAUUUUAGAGAACGUAUUGUUUAUCUUUCUCACUUUUUAUUAAUUUAAUUAUGUUACACACCUUGAACUGCAUCUUUUGUAAGAAAUGUGUUGUUUGAUUCAAGUUUGAUUGAUUGAGUUUGACUGCUUUUCCCUUGUUAAUUCCAGAUUUCAGUUUCCUCAGAGUCGCCAUCUGGUUCAUCAACAUCCUGGCGAUCGCCGGCAACCUGACGGUCCUCCUCAUCUUCUUCUUCAGUCGCUGUAAACUCACCGUACCGCGCUUCCUUGUAUCACCUGGCCUUCGCCGACUUCUGCAUGAUUGCUGCCGUCGACCUCCGCACCCGAGGCCACUACAGCGAGCAUGCCAUCGAUUGGCAGACGGGGGCGGGUUGUAACGCGGCGGGCUUCCUGUCUGUGUUUGGCGGGGAGCUAUUGGUGUAUACGUUGUCGACUAUCACUCUGGAGCGCUGGCAUACGAUACCUAAUGCCUUGCAGCUGGAGAAGAGGCCUGGUGCAUGCUGCUGGCAUCAUGGCUGGAGGGUGGUUGAUCUGUCUGGGAAUGGCCAUGCUCCCCCUGGUGGGGGUCAGUAG